Molecule: messenger RNA, 498 nt
Organism: Adineta ricciae
Lineage: Eukaryota; Metazoa; Rotifera; Eurotatoria; Adinetida; Adinetidae
Source: the annotation of a GenBank genome assembly
AUGUCAUUGAUUGAAUGGAGAGAUGUGUUCGACGAUAUAUUCCAGGAUUAUUCGGAUACAUGGUCGUUGAAUCAAGCACAUCGAAAUGACAAAAAUUUGUUCAAUAGAUUGCAAACGCAAAACUGUCUCACUCAAACAAGAUAUGCGGGAUUUCACUGUCCAAAAUGUUCUCAUUAUUGGACAUCAGCUAGAGCUAAAGUGGAUUUAUAUUAUCCAAAAUCUCAUCAAAGUCUUGGUCAAGUCAAACUGCGAUUAUAUGGCCAAGAAUGUCUAAAAUGUUCCCGAAAAAUGGUCUAUUAUGUUGAUCCCAUCUUCAGCAUCGAUGUUAUUCAGAUCAUACUGGAGAAACUUCAUGAACGGGUGGGCUGGUUUUGUUACGGUAAAGAACGACCCGAAAAAACUGUCACUGAUACAUCAGAUCGAGGCAGAGUCAUGAAUGGUCCACAUGAGAAGGAAUUGUGCGAGGCUUGUAAAAUGGGACGAUGUGAUCAAGUGUAA